Molecule: messenger RNA, 3198 nt
Organism: Colias croceus (clouded yellow)
Lineage: Eukaryota; Metazoa; Arthropoda; Insecta; Lepidoptera; Pieridae
Exons: 2
Coding region: 1-3198 (1065 amino acids)
Biological process (GO): DNA integration
Molecular function (GO): nucleic acid binding
Source: RefSeq, a predicted model, not a curated record
AUGCCUAUAGGGAAAUUGGAGCCGUUUGAUGUUAACUCCAAACAAUGGCCGGCAUACGUUCGCCGUGUAAGACAAUACAUAUUGUUGAAUGAAAUCAGGCAAGAAUUACAAGUGCCGUUACUCAUCACCAUAGUUGGAGAUACUACGUAUUCUCUAAUGUGCGAUUUGUGUUCGCCGGAGCAUCCGGAAUCAAAAUCGUUCGAGGAGCUCGUUCGCCUAGUAACACAGCAUCUAGAACCACAGCGUUCUGAGAUAGCCGAGCGCCAUGUUUUUCGCUUGCGUCGACAGGUCGUCGGCGAGCCGCUCACCGAAUACCUGCAUAAUUUAAAACAUUUGGCGACGACGUGCAAUUUCGGCAGCAACCUGGAAGAGAACUUACGUGACCAGUUCGUGUCUGGAUUGGCGAGUGAGGCGAUGCGAUCGCGAAUUUUUGCCGAAAAAGACAUAAAUUAUAAACAGGCCGUGGAGCUGGCUCUGGCUUUGGAGGCGGCGGAGCGACACGCAGAGGUGAGCGCAGCCCCGAGCGCAGCAGGCGUGGGCGGCGGCGGCGGGUCGGCGGCGGGCGAAGGCCUGCACCAGGCGAGCGUACGGCGCUCGCAGCUUCGCGGGGCCGCGCGCCCGCCCGCACAGCACGGCGGCGGCGGGAGCGGCGCGGGCGGCGGUGCUGGCGGCACCGGCCGCUGCUGGCGGUGUGGGAGGCCGCACCGGGCGGAUAAGUGCCGGUUUGCUAAUUAUAAUUGUGAUGAGUGUGGUGUACGUGGCCAUUUAAAAAAUAUGUGUAAAUCAGUGAGUGGCAAAGGGCGGGCGAACGCCCGACAUAAUUACGUGAGUGACGAUGAGCGAGACGAGGAAUUUUUCAACAUCCAAGUGGACGGUACAGGUGACCAACCUUAUUUAGUUAUGGUUAAAGUGGAUGGACGUCCAAUCGAGUUCGAAGUCGAUACCGGCAGCCGAAUUUCGACCAUAAGCGAAGAUUUUUUUAGGCGUAAUUUUUAUAAUAAAACUGUAUUAGCUAAUAAUAUAAACAUACGCAGUUAUGUCGGUUCGACGAUAAACUCGCUUGGAUUUAUUAAUGUAUAUGUAACCCUCGGUAAGGUCUCAGUGUAUAAUUGUAAACUUUAUGUAAUUAAGAACGGGGGACGUCCUUUGUUAGGCAGAGAGUGGGUACGCGCUCUUGGAGUUAAAAAUAUAGCCAUAGAUUUACAGGAAAUUAAUGAGGAUGUAGGGAGCGAUCCCUUUGUGAGUCAAUUAAUGUGUGAAUUUCCGGAGGUGUUUACGGAGAAGUUAGGAACUUGUAAAAAAACAAUAACGUUAUAUGUAAAGGAUGAGAAGCCCGUAUACGUGCGCGCGCGGCCUGUGCCGUUAGCACUGCGCGCUCGCGUUGAGAGCGAGCUGGCGCGGUUAGAGCGAGAGGGAAUUAUUUACCGCGUUGAGUCAUCCGAUUAUGGGACGCCGAUAGUACCCGUGGUUAAAGAAUGCGGCGAUAUAAGAAUUUGCGGUGAUUAUAAAAUUACUAUAAAUCCGAUCCUUAAGCGUGAUCCAUAUCCACUUCCUCGGAUCGAGGAGUUGUUCGCUUCACUGAGUGGGGGAGAAGAGUAUUCAAAAAUUGAUUUAAAACAUAGUUAUCAACAAUGCUUGUUAUCGGAUGAUUCACAGCGUUAUACGGCUAUAACUACGCACGUCGGUACAUUUGUAUAUCGUCGCACUCCAUUCGGUUUGUCGUGUAUCCCGGAGAAGUUUCAAAAGAUCAUGGAGGAAACCCUUCGGGGUGUUCCAAAUACUGUUGUAUUUUUGGACGACGUCUGUGUUACCGGAUUACGUCCCGAUCCAAAUAAACUAGCCGCUAUUACUGAGGCCCCGAGGCCCCAGAAUAUUACACAAUUAAAAAGUUUUUUAGGAAUGUUAAAUUAUUAUGGGAAAUUCAUUACAAAUUUAAGCAUAAUGUUACAACCCUUGCAUGCACUUUUAAAAAAAGACAUCGAUUGGACAUGGGAUUCGAGAUGUGAGGAGGCUUUUAUUGCAGCUAAAAAUGCUCUCACCUGUGAUAAAGUAUUAGCGCAUUAUGAAGACGGUCGGGAACUCAUUUUGUCAGUGGACAGCAGUGCGUACGGGGUGGGCGCGGUCCUGGCGCAUCGCUACUCGGGCGGGAGUGAGCGCCCUAUCAGCUGUGUUUCACGGUCGCUCAAUUCGGCGGAGCGGAAUUAUAGUCAGUUAGACAAGGAGGCGCUCGCGAUUUAUUUUGGGGUAACUAAACACCAUCAAUAUUUGUAUGGGAGAUCGUUCAUAUUGCGUACCGAUCAUCAACCCUUAUCACAUAUUUUCGGUAAAAAGGGGGGAACACCACAAACAGCUGCAAGCCGUUUACAAAGGUGGGCCGUGCGUUUAUCAGCCUAUGACUUCAAGGUAGAAUUCGUGAGAUCUUGUGAGAACGGUCCCGCGGAUGCGUUGUCUCGUCUGCCCCUUCCGUGUGAGCGGAGCCCCACGGAAGCGUUAAGUUAUGUAGAUUUAGUUAAAGAUUCAUUGCCUGUAAGUUUUAAAGAUAUUGCGGCGGAGACAUAUAAAGAUAAAUUAUUAUGUAAAAUCAAAGGAUAUGUUUUGUUUGGAUGGCCGGCUCGCGCCAGCUGUGAGGAGGAGCAGGCUUAUUUCGCACGUAAGGACGAAAUCAUACACGAAUUGGGGUGUCUGAUCUUUAAAUACAGGCUUGUUGUUCCACCUCCGCUACGCGCGAGGGUCCUGGAGGAAAUUCACCAAGGGCAUUUAGGAGUGAACAAAAUGAAAAGUCUGGCUCGUAAUUACGUUUAUUGGCCUGCUUUGGAUGCAGAUAUAGAGAAUUUGUGUCGAUCUUGUGAGGCAUGUCGAGUGGUUCGGGACGCUCCGCCCCACGCCACUUUACAUCCUUGGGAGUUUCCCCUAGGGCCCUGGCAAAGGGUUCAUGCGGAUUUUGCUGAAUGUGGGGGUGUAAAAUAUUUUAUAUUAGUUGACGCUUUCUCGAAAUGGAUUGAGGUAAGUGCAAUGAAACGAACAGACACUGAAUCCACGGUGUCAGUGUUGAGGUCUAUGUUUGCUAGAUUCGGAUUACCGUCACAGCUAGUUACUGAUAAUGGCCCCCCAAGCAGCAUCACAAGCUGUAUAACAGCGCUAUUAAAGUUCGUUUAUACUCAUAAUGCUGUAUUUCUUGGCUGCAUGAAGGCUGUAUAA